UGUAGUUAUCAUAUUAUGAAACAAAUAUCAUUCAUAUGUAUAGCUCCUCACAAAUGUUAAAGUUAAAGGAAACUGUGUGCUGAAUGCCUUUAAGAUCAUGGGGUGGAUGUUGUUAAACAAACCGUACCAAUGGAUAGAUUACCAAUGAUUAUAAAGAAACUAAGAGAAUCUAAAUUAGAUGAAACAUUGGAAUUAAUCAACUAGAGAAUGAAUUUUAGAUCCAUGAUCUCUCAAAUUGAAAGUAUGAUGAAAAAAGUUUGUGAUGAUUUAAUAGAAUCAAUCAACUAAAUUUAUGAUAUGAUGGAACAGGAAAAUAAAUCAUAUAUUAAUUUUAUCAAUGAAAACAUAAAUCUAGAAGAAUCCUCUAAUACUGAGUUAGAAACAUUAAUAGAAAUUUUAGAAAGAAACAAAUUAAAUUUAUGUAAUGAUUAGAAUAAAAUGAAUUUGAUAAAGUUGGAAAAGGUAAAAAAUUGGUUGUGUUAAGAAGUGAUGGUUUUUAAUGAAAAGGCAAAAAAUGAAUUGAAUUAAUUCCUUUUAAUUUUUUAAUCUAAGCUUUAAUCAGAGAUUGUUUAAGAAUUGACACCUUUAAUCAAAUCUAAUAUUAGACAUCAAGUUCAAUAAUAAUCAUAUUAAGAAGAUUAAAAUUAAUAAAUCAAAUCAUAAUUAAAAGAACAAUAAAAUUAACUGAUUGAAUCAGUAUCUUAAUUCAAAAUCAAACCCUUUACUUAUAAGGUAAUUGAAG
Paramecium sonneborni is the source of this 742-nucleotide messenger RNA. The record is from the annotation of a GenBank genome assembly. Lineage: Eukaryota; Ciliophora; Oligohymenophorea; Peniculida; Parameciidae.